CAAAAUUCAACAACGCAUCAUGGAAGACGACGAACUUCAGCAGAUUCGCGCUCGCCGCAUGGCAGAACUUAGAGCUCAGUCCGGAGGCUCAGGAAGCAGCACGGGUGGUCUCCCUGCUGGCUUGAGCGGCGGCAAGGACGAUGAUGAUGAAAAGAGCAAGAAGAGUCAGAUGGAAGAGAUGCGCCGUACAAUGUUGAUCCAAAUCCUGGAUGGAGAGGCCCGUGAACGCUUGUCCCGAAUUGCUAUCGUCAAGCCAGACAAAGCCAGAGCCGUUGAAGAUUUGUUGAUCCGCAUGGCGCAGGGUGGCCAGGUCCGAUCCAAGAUCACAGAGACUCAAUUGAUCGAACUCUUGGAGCAGGUUAAUCAACAGACGAAAUCAGAGACCAAAAUCGUGUACAACCGUCGACGCUACGAUGAUUCGGACGAUGAUGACUAUGGCCUAUGAGUGUUUGAUCUGAUAGAGUGUAGACGUACAAAUGUUGCAAGCAUAUAAAAGAAUACAU
Lobosporangium transversale is the source of this 503-nucleotide messenger RNA. RefSeq names its product PDCD5-related protein. The record is from RefSeq and is a predicted model, not a curated record. Gene Ontology annotation, molecular function: DNA binding. Bases 20 to 445 code for a protein of 141 amino acids. Gene Ontology annotation, cellular component: nucleus; cytosol. NCBI's taxonomy places the organism in Eukaryota, Fungi, Mortierellomycota, Mortierellomycetes, Mortierellales, Mortierellaceae. The transcript is spliced from 7 exons.